GGGGUUUCCCGGGGCUCGCUCUCGGUUGGCCCGGGCGGUGGGGGAGGGGUUUCCCGGGGCUCGCUCUCGGUUGGCCCGAGCAGACCUCGCUGCUGGGACUCGCCCUACUGCACAACAACUCGCCGCAGUGACCUGCCCUGGGCAGGCGGUGCCAUGGAGCCCGAGACCCGCAGCAUCCAGAUUGAGUUCCCACACUAUGCUGCGGUGCUGCUGGAAUCGCUCAACAAGCACCGCUUGGAGGGCAAGUUCUGCGACAUCUCCAUCCACGUGCAGGGCCGGGUCUUCCAGGCUCACAAGAGUGUGCUGGCCGCCUCCUCGCCCUACUUCCAUGACAAGCUGCUCCUCAACGACACCAACUGCAUUGUGCUGCCCAGUGUCAUUGAGCCCGAGGCCUUUGAGAAUUUGCUACAGCUCAUCUACUCUGGCCGCCUCAAGCUGCUGAUGGAGGCACUGCCCAGUCACCUGCUGGUGGCCAGCGGACUGCAGAUGUGGCAGGUGGUGGACCAGUGCUCUGAGAUCCUUAAAGAGCUGGAGGGGGGCCCCUGCCGACCCUGGUCCAGCCGGGCAAGCGAGAGCCAGUCCCCCAGUAGCAGCAACUAUUUUGCUGUGAAGGAUGAUGGGGAGCCUGGGGGCAGCAGCUCAGAGGGGCCUGGGCAUGGUGGUGUGUCAUCAGGCCGGGCAGCACCAGGCUGCCUUGACAAUGAGGUGAUGAAGAUUCGGGUGUCACAGGAGGAAGAGGAGGAGGAAGAGGAGGAGGAGGAGCAUCAGGCCCAGAUCUGUAGCGGCUCAAUGGACAAGGCGGUGAAGAUUGUACUGGAGGAAGAUGAAGAGGGUGGUGGCAGAGGUGGCUCCAAGGGGCCGUCUUCAGGGGAGCUGGACAGUGCCUUCCAUGGCCCCCGUGACCACCCCAAGAUCUUCUACAUCAAGCAGGAGCGCUUUGACCCUGACGAGGCAGCAGUGGCAGCACUGGGAGGUGGUGUGAGUGCUGCAGGUGAGGCCAGCUUUCUCAAGUCGCUGGCACAGGGGCGGGCAUUGGGCAUGGCUGAGGUUCAGGGCCUGUGCCAGGCAGAGUUCCAGCCAAGCAGUGAAGUCAGUUACAUAAUCCCUGCUGCAGGCAGUGGUGCCACCUCCUCCUCCUCCAUCACUGCCCCUGGCUUCACCAUUAAGGCCCAGCCCCUCUCCUCCGAUGAGGCCGGCUUCCCCCAGAGCUCCUGGAAGCCAGUGGACCUACACGGCAAUGAGAUCAUUGCCCAUGCGGUGCAUGGCCAGGUGGUGCAUGCGCCUGUUAAAAUUGUGACGGCGCCGGAUGGAAAGAAGUUUGGCUGCCUUUGUGGCAAGCGCUUUGCCGUCAAGCCUAAGCGUGACCGGCACAUCAUGCUGACCUUCAGUUUGCGCCCCUUCGGCUGCUCCGUCUGCAACAAGAAGUUCAAGCUGAAACACCACCUGACGGAGCACAUGAAGACCCACGAUGGGAACCUGUAUUCAUGCGAGGACUGUGGGCGCAAGUUCCGUGUGCAGAACUGCUUCCUCAAGCACAAGGAGCUGUGCAAGGGCCAGGGCUGGGCCACUGCUUGCUGGACCUACAAAUAAAACCUGGGGUGGGACUGAGUGGAGGACUCCUGCCAGCCUUCUCUAGGCCUGAUCCAGCCCCUGAGCUCUGUUGCUCUGUAUCCUUGCGGAUCUGCCUUCCUGAGCUUGGUAACCUGCUCCAGGGCCCCGGGGACACCAAAACAUGAAGGGACACAAAUGGGAGUUGGGCAGACCAGGGGAUUUGGCCCCAGCAUGUUGGCUUCCCAUGCUGCUCCAUGGCUUAGGGUUUCUGACAUAUAGAACUUGCCAUGGGUCAAAGGAGGGGAGAUGGAGAAAGUGAGAGAGCCCCAGGCUAAUGUGGGAGCUCAGGGCAGGAGGAUGGAGCAAGAGGCUGAUGGGAACCUCAAGGCUGGGAAUUAACAGCCACAUUACAUACCUAUUCCCAACCUGGCCCUGCCCUCCUCUGAAAGGAUACCGCUCUGUUGUGGGUGGACUCACUGAGCUGAGUCUGGGCAGAGCUGUGUCACUGUUCCUGCCUCUGGGUUUAUAAGGCACACUCCCAGGUGUGGAUUCCAUGGCUGCCACCUUUCCUUGGGAUGUGGGAAUCUGCAGCCCAACCAUCCUAGCCACCAAAACCAGCACCUCAGCCUUCCCCAGCCCUCAGUUGCUUGUACACAUUCCCUCAGAAUCUGCCUUGCUGUGAGCAUUCAGGGCAGAUAACUAACCCCUUAGGGACAAUAAGGUAGGUAAGCAAAAAACACAGGCUCAGCAAAGUGAUUUCUUAACCACAACAGAGGGUCCUGUGGCACCUUUGAGACUAACAGAAGUACUGGGAGCAUAAGCUUUCGUGGGUCAGAACCUCACUUCUUCAGAUGCAAGUCUUCUUAACCACAGACACUUUACUCUUAAAGCAGUGGAGUGUUACAGAUCUGUGAAAACCACAGUCCUGAGCUGCCCUCCAGUCUGAUCUUACUCCUUCCGCGAGACUGAGUUCUGGUCAGUGUUCCAGACAUGGCCGAGUCCCUACUGCCUUCUUCCCAUCAAGCCUGGUCUUGUGGAGUGUGGCGGGGGCAGCCUGCCCUUCUCCGGGAGCACUCCCCUUAAACCUAGUCUCUGACCCUUUUGGACCAUACGCCCAGUCUAGGAUAUUCCAACCCCAUGCCCUGUGAGACCCAGUGAAGAAAACCAUUGGCUCCUGAACUAGGCCAGUCUUUGAAUCAUCCAAAGUUGAUGGGCCUUGAUGGUCCCGUCAUUGAUAGUCCUUCCCCUGGCAAGGCUGUGUCUGGAAUAGACUGGCUUUGUCCAAGUCAGGCAGGCUUUUCUACACAGUGCACAAAAUGAGAGAGAGGCACAUAAACAGAAAUCAAAGCCAAAUGCAGUUCACCAUUUGAUACAGACAUAACUCUCUUCUCUUGCAGCCACUGGCUGGGUCAGUAACCUGGAGGCUACCAAUCCCAGCACUGUGGCAGGCAUGGGCAGGAUGGGGAAAGCUCAGUGCGGGAGCCAUGGCCAUAUAACUCUAGUGGUUUUGCCCAGAUUUCCUGGUCCUGCAGGGAGGCUCCCACUGUCACGCCACCCUCAUUCAAACCAGGCCCAGCGUGAGCUCCCCCUCCUGCCAGAGCAGCUCAGCCACUCCAUUCCCAACCCCUUCAUUGUGCCGUGAGGCACAUCCCAGGCCUGGGGACUCAGUUUCCCCUGUGAGCCCAGCACAGGACUAGGGUGGGUUGAGGACAGGGGUAGAGGCUGGUGUGAAUGUGCUGUACACUAGAGAGUAUGGGUCUUUGCGCACCCUUCUAAUGACUGGUGCACAAAGCAGGUGGCAGAGUGACAUGUUCAGAGCAAGCGGUAGAGGUCAGUUUUGUGGAGCUGAAGUCCCUGAGUCACUUUCACCGUGACCCAUGUGGGGUGGGGUUGUCAGCCCCUCUGCAAUCCCCUUACCCUGCUUGAUUUCUCCCCCUAUCUUCUGGCUUCAGCAGCCUCACCCAUUCUUGUCCCUGGCUUCCUGCUAUGGGUGUGUUCCUUACUGGACUUGUUUUCUUUGUCCUCGUCUUCCCACCAGUUCCCUGCUGUGGUUCAUGCCCUUUCCCACUGGCAUCACUGGCCUGGGUGGGAAUCUCUUUCUUUGAAUAACACCUUGAGCCUUCUCACUCAGCCAAAGAGGGAAAGCCAUUCCCUUGUUUUUCAAGUGUAUGCACCUCCCUGGGUCCCCCUGCAUGGGCUGUGCACACACAACUCUUCACCGCAGCCUCUGCUAUUGGUGGUUAAGAACA
This is a messenger RNA of Chrysemys picta bellii (western painted turtle), 3800 nucleotides long. The record is from RefSeq and is a predicted model, not a curated record. Lineage: Eukaryota; Metazoa; Chordata; Testudines; Emydidae.